AUGACCUUGGCAAUGUGUCAAAACACUAGAAGCGCAGCAGGCAGACGAGAGCAAAGAGCCAUGGCAGGAUCGGAAAGCUGUUCUAGGAGUAAUUUCCUGGAGGUUUUAGUCUUUCUUACUACAGUUAUCACAGUGUGCCAUUGUUUCACUUUGGAUUUGAAGAACAGUACAUACCAAGUCCGGCCAAAUACUGAUGUUUCAUUUGUCUGUGAAGCCAAAGAUAUCAGAUUUACCGACAGAGUACAAUGGGUGAAAAAAGUGAAUACAAACUCAUACAGAAUUUAUGAUGGCAUGAUUCAGCAUCCAUUUAUGCUAACAGAGAGAUAUAAUGUAAAAAAUAAUGUCAACAGCAGAGGACAGUUUCAGGACAUCACAUCAUAUCUUAAUAUAACAGCUGUUCAGCCUGAAGAUGCAGGGGCAAUUGGCUGCAGAGUUAACAGCCAGAUGGUUUUGGGAGAGCUGAAAGUUUUUGGUCCUAUUAAAUAUGUCAAACUGGUCAGAACCACCAUAAGUGGACAGUCCUUUCCUCUGGCAAAUGGCCAGUAUGUAAUGUUUGGAGACAAUGAUGGUCUGGAGUGUGAGGUAAAGGCCAUUGGAACCUCACCAAAGGUCAAGGUCAUGAUAGGGGACAUGGAAGUGACCAGGUCUUACAAUCUUCAAGAAGUCUCAACUGAAAAAGACAAUGCAGGUCUGGUUAUCCAGAGUAAGACGGUCACUCUUAGCACCAGUGUGUUGCGGCUGAGCCCAUCGGACAAUAAUCAAAAGCUGAGGUGUGUUGCCUCUGCUCCUAACUACCUGGACAUGGAAUCCAAUGUCAUAAUUGGAAUGAAAGCUAAGCCUAAAGUUAAGUGUGCGGAUGUAGUGGAAGCCUCCGUUGGUGAGGAGACGUUCAGCAUUGUGUGUCAUGUGCUAUCUAACCCAGUUGCUGAUAGUAUCACUUGGUCCUUUUCAAAAUCUGACAGCAGCAUCAUCAACCUCACAGGAGACCAAACACUAGGGGCAUAUAGCAGCAUGUCUACUGUGAGCAAUUUUAACUACACUGUCAAAUUGAUCAUCCAUGAUGUGAGUGAGGAACACUUCAGAGACUACCGCCUUGUAGUUGCCAACGAAGAAGGACAAGAUGAAGCCACUGUCUCCUUGUCCAAAAAUAAUAUCACCAUCACCCCACCAUCAUAUGCCUUUGGGUCAAAGGGAACAGGGUUUUCCACAGCUGGAUCGGUGACAGAUGGUCCCACAGGAUCCUCCCAGAGAAUUGGUGGAUUGACAGUAUGGAGUUCACUUCUGGUUUUGUGUACCUGCUUCCUGCACACCAAGGUUUUGUAAGAAGUUGAUCUACAAGGAUUAACCCCAAGGUUUCUGUCUGUGAUGCUUUCAGGCUUAGGGUAGCUGGCCUCUCAGCUACUGUUACUGUACAAUGUGUAUUUUGCAGCAUGGGAUAGUUUAUCAGAUUCGAAAAAGAUGGAUGAAAAACAAGGAAGUUUCAAUUUGCUUUGAAACCCCAAGGACACUGUGACUGUUUAUAAUACAGUCACUAAAUAACAGUUCUCAUUUUGAUAUUGAAAAAUUUGCAUUAAUAUUGAAAAAUCUUGUUUGUCCUCCUCUUUUAGCACAUGCAUCAACAUUAACCUAGCACUUUUAUUAUAAGGAAAGCUUAUCUGCCAGAAUUUUGAAUUCCACGGGAAAAAGAUUCAUUCAAGAUUUUUCAGUACCUGUUAUUUUGGUGUUUUAAGAUGUUCUGUAACAGUGCAAAUUACAAUCCAAGUUCUCUUAUAUGCUGUAAGUUAAGUAAAGAAAUAGAUUGUUAUACAGGCAUGAUAACCAUUUAUAGUGUUUAGCUUUAUUCUGGGUUUAUAUUGUCAUUCAGUGAAUCCUUUUGGUAUGUGUAAUGUUAGUGGCAUAGAAAAGAACUUGAUACUGGAAAAUCACAAUAUGAAAUAUUGAUCAUGUAUGUGGCAGUCCUGUUUGAAGAAACGUUUUGAAAAUCCCUACAUUGUGUCUCUCACAGAAUGAUUUCCUGGACUGGUGAACAUGCAAGUAACUAAAACAAACAUUCAUCAGCUUUAUCUCAAUUUCAUCCUACUGCAUGGACCUUGUCAGGAUGGCACAUGGCAUGUAUAAGUGGGGGGAAAUGAGAUAAAGUGUUUGAGUUAGAUGGUGCAGUCUUGGUAUUGGACAAUGGAGAAAAUGUGUAAAAUCAGCAAGCAUUUUAAAGAUAUAUAUCACUCUUUGUCUUAAAUUUUCUUUUUGAGUGCUGUAUGUCAGAUGUUUGAUAUAUUUCCACCCUAAAAUUAGUCCAAUACUAAGACUUGAACCAUUAACAGUAAAAUUGGCCUAAAUGUUUUACACCUCUUUUGUUUUAAUACAAAUUAUCAUAUAUACCAAAGAAACCCAUAAAAGACUUGUCCAAAAUCUUAAUUAAUAGAAUUAAAUCUUUUCAUAUACUUUACUAAAAAUUAAUUUUGCAUGCACCGGUUGGUUGCAAUAGAUUUUUCAUGAAGCAUGUCAAAGAUUUAGUACAAGUCAUAGUCUAUUUCCUCCCCCCAGCCCCAAACAGCCUGAUCCUAUGCAUUGAUUAUUUGAGUCUAUUUUUAGCAGCCUUUGGAUUGUAUAUUGUAAAGCAUGCUCAGCUUCUGUUCAGAGCUAGUAAGAGUAUUGCUGCAGCAUACACACAGAUCUUAUGUUAUCUUAUCAACAAAAGAUAAGCACUGUAAUUAAUUUCUACGGUACUUUUGCCGAUAAAUUAGUUUAUAAAAAAAUUAAAAUUUCCAAAAUGUAUUUUGCCUUUCUGAAAUUGUGCAAAAAGAAUGAAUUCCAAAGUAAUUGGGUUCAUUCAUGUUUAAUUCUAUGAUCAUCUUGAUACAUUUGUAUUCAAAACCAUUUUAUUCCUAUUCUGUUAAUAAUUUUUAAAUAUCAAGAAAAUAUUUUUUGUAGAAAAAUCCAGUUAAAAAUGCACUGAAAAUACUUGCACUACUUGUUAAAAAAAAACUUUGUUGUCGAUUAAUUUAGUUAAACAGUCAAACUGUGUAGAUAGAUUUUUACAUGUAGUGAAGACAAGACUAAAUACACAAGAGAGAUGUACAUGUGUAUGUUGUCACAUAUUUGUUAAAAUGAAGUCUGUUACUUAAGAUUUUUAUUAAUUAAUUUACGACUUUUCAGGUGCUUCAUUUUGCUCAUUGGUUUUUAUGUAUAUUUCUUUUGUGAUGCAUGCUCAACUACUGUAUCCAGUUUAUAUGUAACUCAAUUUUAUGAGCCAACCCAAACUGCCUGUAUUUGCAUAAAAUUUUAUCAGGUCAGUUUGGUUGCAAUUUUGUAUGCAGAGUUACCAAACUUACAAUUGAAGUAGAUACAGAGAAAGAUCAUUACUAAAUCAAGACCUCAUUCACAUAACACAGAAAUGCUUUGACAACCUUACACGUGAUCACAUAGAGAUGUACAGUAUUGUAUAUGGUAUUGAUUGGGAGUUAUGUUUCACCACAUAGGAAGGUCAAGUUGGACUUAUUAAGAUAAAAUAAAUGCAGUAUUGAUUAGUAGAGUUAGGAGGAAAUUGUCUUUUGAGAUGGGAGUAAAAUACAUGAAGUUAAUGAUACCACACCUUGUGAAUCUGGCAGUUUGUUGCCUGCAGUCAGCAUUUCAUCAAAAUUGAUUAGAGAGUGGUUGAACAUGAUACCUUUUUAAUACAACUGGUGAUCAUGAUUAUUUUGAAUAGACAAAGCAGUUGUAAGAAUAAAUAAAUUGAAAUUACUGUGAUUGUUCGUACUACUAAAACUAGGCAAAAUGAACACCAUAAAUCAAUGUGUUCCAAAACUAUCAUUCGUCUUUAUUAUGGUGUGUGCCAAAUGGACCAUUUGGCUGGAGUUUAUCUUUAUGAGUAAUUUUUGUUGUUAUAUUUUCAUGUUCCAAGUUUUAAAAGUAAUGCAUUCAAACAAAAUUAUUCAUUCAUGUAAAUGAAGAACCUUAACUAUAAAGUAUUAUGGUUAACUUAGUAAAUACUAGAUUAGUUUGCUGACUGCACAGGUAGUAAUAUAUAGUAAUUAGUAGUUUGUACAGGUCUAGAGAUAGAUAAGUAGAAAAAUCUUGGUUCUGUGUAUACAUUUCUUUCCUUUUCAAAUUGUAACCGUUGUGCCAAUAUGAUGGAAUUGUAUUAUCACACUGGACAUGUUUAUAAAGUUAU
Lingula anatina is the source of this 4171-nucleotide messenger RNA. RefSeq lists its product as uncharacterized. The record is from RefSeq and is a predicted model, not a curated record. NCBI's taxonomy places the organism in Eukaryota, Metazoa, Brachiopoda, Lingulata, Lingulida, Lingulidae.